CUCUGCCGGCCUUCGCCGCCGCCGCUGAGAGGAGUCGUCGCCGGGCCUCGUCGCGCAGCGGCCACCGAACCGCCCAGGCCCCGUUCCCGGACGCCGCUGCCUCGAGCUGGGGCAGCCGCCGCCCCCCUCAGGUGUGAAUGACCGAGGAGGUGCCCCCGGCCGCACUCAGUGAGAUCAGCCUCCGCCUCUUGUGCCAUGAUGACAUAGACACGGUCAAGCAGCUCUGCGGCGACUGGUUCCCCAUAGAGUACCCUGACUCGUGGUAUCGGGACAUCACUUCCAACAAGAAGUUUUUCUCCUUGGCGGCCACUUACCGGGGCAUCAUUGUGGGAAUGAUAGUGGCCGAGAUCAAGAGUCGGACAAAAGUGCACAAGGAGGAUGGUGAUAUUUUAGCUUCCAGCUUUCCUGUGGAUACUCAGGUCGCCUACAUUUUAAGCCUGGGCGUGGUCAAAGAAUUCCGGAAGCAUGGCAUAGGCUCGCUCUUGCUGGAAAGCUUGAAAGACCACAUCUCCACCACUGCCCAAGACCACUGCAAGGCCAUCUACUUGCACGUCCUCACCACGAACCACCCUGCCAUCAGUUUCUACGAGAACCGGGACUUCAAGCAGCACCACUACCUGCCCUCUUACUACUCCAUCCGGGGCGUCCUGAAAGAUGGCUUCACCUACGUGCUUUACCUCAACGGCGGGCACCCUCCCUGGACCAUCUUUGAUUACCUUCAGCACCUCGGAUCAGCCCUGGCCCAUCUGAGCCCCUGCACCAUUCCCCAGCGGAUCUACCGCCAAGCCCAGAGCCUUCUCUGCAGCCUCUUGCCGUGGUCGAGCAUCUCAGCCAAGAGCGGCAUCGAGUACAGCCGGACCAUGUGAUGCGAAGGACCUUCUGGCGUUUGCUGGAGUUGUGCAGCGGUGAGGAAGCGGCCGGUGGCUCCGCAUGUGGACUGACCUGACCUCUGGCGGCAGCCCUUCCCGUUCUGCUGGGCUCCCAGUCCCCCACCUCGGCCUGGCACUUAAGGGAGACGUUCCAGGGUGGGAGUCGUGGCCGUUUGCUCCUCCGGAGCCGCGGGGGAGAUGGGCUCUGGGAGCCCGCCUGGAGUGGCAGGCGAAAGGAAGGAGACAGGACAAACGUGGAGGGGGAUGGUUUUGGCGGCGCGGCUCUGAGGCCUGCUCUGAGACUUCCUCCCGCUGAGAGGCCCCGGCUGUGAGCGCCCCUCCGCCCUGCAGCCACGGGACUCGCCGGCCUGGUUGGGCCUUUGCAGCGAGCAGCGGGAGACGGGGAAGGCACGGGGAAUGAAUCUGCUGUUUCAUAGUGAAAUGUGUGUAUAUAAUUCCGUAUACGCGGUGUAUAUAUCCUUCGGCCUCCGCCGG
This is a messenger RNA of Gekko japonicus, 1364 nucleotides long. It is a transcript of the gene NAA60, whose product is annotated as N(alpha)-acetyltransferase 60, NatF catalytic subunit. NCBI's taxonomy places the organism in Eukaryota, Metazoa, Chordata, Lepidosauria, Squamata, Gekkonidae. Gene Ontology annotation, biological process: N-terminal peptidyl-methionine acetylation. The transcript is spliced from 7 exons. Bases 138 to 866 code for a protein of 242 amino acids. The record is from RefSeq and is a predicted model, not a curated record. Gene Ontology annotation, cellular component: Golgi membrane. Gene Ontology annotation, molecular function: histone acetyltransferase activity; protein-N-terminal amino-acid acetyltransferase activity.